Molecule: messenger RNA, 809 nt
Organism: Pseudopipra pipra
Lineage: Eukaryota; Metazoa; Chordata; Aves; Passeriformes; Pipridae
Gene: DAPL1
Product: death associated protein like 1
Exons: 4
Coding region: 359-661 (100 amino acids)
Biological process (GO): apoptotic signaling pathway; cellular response to amino acid starvation; negative regulation of autophagy
Molecular function (GO): death domain binding
Source: RefSeq, a predicted model, not a curated record
GCGCCUCACCACCCUCACGGCCCCUCACGGCCCCUCACGGCCGCUCACUGCCCCUCGGCCAACGCCCCUCACCGCCCUUCCCGUCCCUCACCGCCCUUCCCGCCCCUCACCGCCCUCAGGGCCGCGCCCCGCCCCGCCGAGCCGCGCACGGCGCUGCCGCCCGGAUCGGUGUGCGGUUCCCGGCGCUGCCGCCCGGAUCGGUGUGCGGUUCCCGGCGCUGCCGCCCGGAUCGGUGUGCGGUUCCCGGCGCUGCCGCCCGGAUCGGUGUGCGGUUCCCGGCGCUGCCGCCCGGAUCGGUGUGCGGUUCCCGGCGGUUCGCGGCGCUCCCGGGCCCCGGUGCGCCGUUCCCGGUCCCGCCAUGGCGCGGAGGAGGCGCGUCCCUCCCGCAGUUAAAGCUGGAGGUAUGAGAGUGUCUAAAAAGCAAGAAAACGGACCUGUUGAAAAGAACACUAAACCUGCAGGAAAAGAAAAGUCAAGUGCUAUUGUCAGUUUUUCAAAACCUCAGAACAUGGGUGUCUUGGUAACAGAAGCACUGAGCAAAAUGAGCCACAAAAUUCAUGCAGCAACAUUACAAGUGGCUCACCAAAAGCCACAGCCUACCUUGGAGAAGUUCAUACUGCCUCAAAGAAUUUACAUUAUUCAGCAGCCACGGAAGUGUUAAGAUACUCGUUAAAAUAUUCGUUUACUUAAAAGUGAGUUCCUAUUUUAUAUAGCACUUAGUACACUGUGGUGAAAUGCUCAAAAGCUGUAUGCCUUGUAUCUUGCUAUGUUUCUGUUACUGACAAUAAAACAUUAGAAGAGUUACUAAA